GUACCGUUUGAAGUAAAAAAUCGAGUGAACAGUGCUGUACAAGUGGCUAACAGUAUAAAAGCAAUCAGUCAAAAACUGCAGAUACCGGCAUGGAAGCCGAAUGAAAGUGAACUGAAUAAUCCAGAAGAAAUGUUUGACAAUGUUCUCAAAGAAUUGAAUUCAGUAAAAAGUAUUGAUGUAAAAACAAAAGAAUAUUCGGAUGAAGAAUUAAUCACUCGUACGAGUGGUGGUAUGGUAUUGUACGGUAUUUCUCUUAUUGAUCCUGCACGUUUAGGAGAAAAAGCACCGAGACCAGUGUUACGUCCACCCAUUUACUGUCAAUUGAAUUCAGCGAGUUUACCAUACUAUUCUGUUUCCCAUAAAUUCACCAGCACCGAAGCCAACAAUCAAUUUUUUGAAAAUUGA
Messenger RNA from Didymodactylos carnosus, 405 nucleotides. The record is from the annotation of a GenBank genome assembly. Lineage: Eukaryota; Metazoa; Rotifera; Eurotatoria; Philodinida; Philodinidae.